AUGAGAGAUUUUAAAUUAUUUUUAAAAUUAUUUGAUGAUGGUUGCAUUGAUAAUAAUAUUGUUCCUUUUGAUGGAUGCUAUUCUAAUAAUUAUGAUUGUAUUUAAGGUUGUAGAAAUUGUAUUAAAGGGAUAUGUUAAAAUUGUUUAGACGGCUUUUGGUAUUAAGAAUAAACUUAAAUUUGUAUUCCUUAGUGUGGUGACUCUAUUAUAACAUUAAAUGAGGAAUGUGAUGAUGGAAAUAAAAUUGGUUAUGAUGGAUGUUAUGAAUGUAAAUAUUAAUGCAGUUAGAAUUGUGAAAAAUGCUAAUUUGGAAAAUGUUUGGAAUGUUAAGUAGAGUAUUAAUUAGAUUUUUACAAAAUUAAAUGUAUUCCUAAAUGUGGAGAUGAUGUUAUAACAUCAUAAGAAUUAUUUGAUGAUGGGAAUAAUAUUUAAUUUGAUGGUUAUCAUAAAUGCUUAAAUUAUUGUUAAAUAGAAUGUUUAUUAUGUUUUGAUAAUAAGUGCUAUAAUUGUUAAGAAGGUUGGUAGUUGCAAGAGUAUUAAUGUAUUUAAAUUUGUGGAGAUAGUGAAUAGUAUUAGAUUCCUUAUUAAAUGAAUAAUGGAAAAUGUUUACCAAUUUGUGGAGAUAAUAUUAUUACUCCAAUUUUUGAAUAAUGUGAUGAUGGUAAUGAUAUUCCAUAUGAUGGAUGUUUUCAAUGUUUAUAUUCAUGUUCUUAUGGAUGUAUUUAAUGUGAAAAGGAUAAUCAUUGUCUAUUAUGUGAAGAUUAAAAUUAUAUUCUAGAUACUCAAACUUUUUAGUGUAAUCUUUAAUAAUAAAAUAUUGAAACAAACACAGAAGUAAUAAUCAAUGAUAAUGAUUAAUUAAUUGUUUAAUGUAAUAAAAAUUAAGCAUUUAUCUAAAAUAAAUGUGUUAAUUUAUGUGGGAAUGGAAUACUUAAAAGUGAAUUUGAAUAAUGUGAUGAUGGUAAUAAUAAUGGUGGAGAUGGAUGUUCUGCUUUAUGUUUUUAAGAAGAUUCAUAUGAAUGUAAUAAUCAAGAAAAUUAGUUAAGUAUUUGCACAUUUAUCUAAACUCCCAAUUUUAAUUUAAUUUUGCUUUCUGAUAAAUAAAAUUAAACUAAAAUUAUUGAAUUAAUCUUCUCUUAACAAGUUUAUAUUUCAUCAAAACUUAAUUUUGAACAAAUCAUAGAAUUCAUUAUACUAAAUGAAAUCUAAAUUGCAUUUUCUCUAAUCCCAUUUUAAAAUAUUACUUCCUAAUUAAGUAAUCCAAAGUAUAAAAUUUUAAUUUAGUUUUUGGAACCUGUUGCAAAUCCAAUAUUAAAAGUUACCAUUUAAAAAUAUUCUAUCUUUAAUUCAUAUGAUAUGGAAUUAAAUAAUAAUUAAAUAUAAUUGCAACUUGGAACUCCUUUUGUGUUAUCAGAAGCUACUUAAAAAAGAGUAAAUUAAAUUAUUUAAAUGAAUGAUGCUGUCAUCUAUACAACUGUUGGCAUAGCUGGAUUUCUUUUUUUAACUGGUAAUUACAUUGUUUUUUUCAAUUUAUUAGAUUUAUUAUAAACCUUAUCAUAUAUUCGAUAUAUGCAAUAUAGAUUUCCGCCUCAUUUACGUUAGUUUUUAGAUAUUUAUACUAAAAUAUCUUUAUAGCCUAUUUUAGAUAGUUUAAAUGUAGAUGA
This is a messenger RNA of Paramecium sonneborni, 1664 nucleotides long. NCBI's taxonomy places the organism in Eukaryota, Ciliophora, Oligohymenophorea, Peniculida, Parameciidae. The record is from the annotation of a GenBank genome assembly.